AUGCCUCUGGUUGAUAUCGAUGGUGAUCAUUUCGGUACUGAAUCAUCAUUUCGUGGUACUGCAUGGCGUGGUAAAGAUUGUGAUGAUUUUUCAUCGAAAAUUCGACCAGGUGCACGUUCAGUGAUGGGUGAUUAUGUUGUUGAUCAUAAUUGUAAUGGUAUUUUUGGCAUGAAUUCAGCAACUAACAAACCUUGGGAAGAAGAACUUUGUAAUGAUACACAACGCAUGGGUAUUGCUGUUUUGGGAGAUUCAGUUUCGGCUCAUUUUCAUAUACCAGAACAGUGGUUGGAUGCUCGACAAUUAUCUGUAGGUGCAUUCGAACACUUAGUAUAUAUAAUUGGAAAUGAGCUCGAUUGGCCUCAAUUGUCCGGUACAACAGGUCAUAUCAAUAAUACUUGGCCUAAUAUCGAAGGUACAACUCGAUCGUUAUAUGCUCGUCUCUUUGAUCUUGAUCAUUGUAAUCAUCGAGACUAUCAGAAUAUUGCAGUCAAUGGAGCUAACAGUAAAUCCAUUCUUGAUAUUGCUCAAACAUUAACGCGUGAUCAAAAAAAUGAUGUACCAUUACUCGUAAUUUAUUCUUUGGUCGGUAAUGAUGUUUGCAAUGGUCAUGCAGACACAAUUGCACGCAUGACUACUUAUGAAGAGAUGUACGACCGUGUAUUGACUGAACUUGCUUAUCUUGAUACGGUACUACCCAAAGGUAGUCACGUACUAACAACUGGUCUUGCUAAUGGAAGUCUUCUAUAUCAAUUAUUGCAUGAUCGCGUUCAUCCACUUGGCCGUGUUGGUCCACCGAUAACCUAUGCACAAGUCUAUUCAUAUCUCAUGUGUCUACAAAUUUCGCCGUGUAAUGGUUGGUUGACAUCGAAUGACACAUUGCGUGCUUUUACUUCGGAACGAGCUGUUAAUCUAUCCAUAGCGGUACAGAAUGCUACAAAUGCCUAUUCGCCUAUGAAUUUCGAUAGUGCCUUUUUGAAUUUUCCAUUCGAUCAAGCGAUUCAGGAAUGGAUAUCACAAGGUGGUGAACCUUGGCAAUUGAUCGAAAGUGUCGAUGGAUUUCACAUUAGCCAAUAUGGUCAUGCGGUUACGUCUGAUGUUAUCUGGUCAUGGUUACAAACAAAUAAACCUCAUUGGUUACCGCCCGUUAAUUCACAUAACGCCGACAUUGAACGAAUAUUUAAAGAUCAAGGCGGAUAUUAA
Rotaria sp. Silwood2 is the source of this 1200-nucleotide messenger RNA. NCBI's taxonomy places the organism in Eukaryota, Metazoa, Rotifera, Eurotatoria, Philodinida, Philodinidae. The record is from the annotation of a GenBank genome assembly.